GGCUGCAGCCCGGCGGGCGGCGGGGAGCCAGAGCCAGAGCCGGAGCCCGGGCCCAGGCCGGAGCCGCAGGUGGGUGCGCGUCCCGGAGUCGCCCGAUGCGCCCAGCUUGGAGGCCAUGGAGAAGCGGCACCUGCUGAACAGCCAGCGCCGAGCCCCGUGGUAUUUAGGAUCGCUGUGGCAGGAGGAAGCUAUCUGGAUCCCUCACCUGGACUUUCAGGCUGUUGAGCUGGCCACCCAGAGCAACCAUAACACCCAUUACUGCCAUGCCCAGAAGGAUCCUGGCAAUCACGGUGACCCCAAGAAGGAGCGGGCCCGACGGCAGCUGUACGUGGCCUCGGCCAUCUGCCUUGUAUUCAUGAUCGGGGAAGUCGUUGGUGGGUACCUGGCUCACAGCCUGGCCAUCAUGACCGAUGCUGCACACCUGCUCACUGACUUUGCCAGCAUGCUCAUCAGCCUCUUCUCCCUCUGGAUGUCCUCUCGGCCAGCCACAAAGACCAUGAACUUCGGCUGGCAGCGAGCUGAGAUCCUGGGAGCCCUGCUGUCUGUGUUGUCCAUCUGGGUCGUGACUGGGGUACUGGUGUACCUGGCUGUAGAGCGGCUGAUCUCUGGGAACUAUGAGAUCGAAGGGGCCACUAUGCUGAUAACAUCUGGCUGCGCCGUGGUAGUGAACAUCAUAAUGGGACUAGCCCUUCAUCAGUCUGGGCACGGGCACAGCCACGGCCACGGGCACAGUCCUAGUGACACCAGCCAGGAGCAGAACCCCAGUGUCCGGGCCGCCUUCAUCCAUGUGAUUGGAGAUUUUCUGCAGAGCUUGGGCGUCCUGGUGGCAGCCUAUGUUGUAUACUUCAAGCCAGAGUACAAGUAUGUGGACCCCAUCUGUACCUUCCUCUUCUCCAUCCUGGUCCUGGGGACCACCUUGACCAUCCUGAGAGAUGUAAUCCUGGUGCUGAUGGAAGGGACUCCCAAGGGUGUGGACUUCACAGCUGUUCGAGACCUGCUACUGUCGGUGGACGGGGUAGAAGCCUUGCACAGCCUACACAUCUGGGCACUGACCGUGGCCCAGCCCGUGCUCUCGGUCCAUAUCGCCAUUGCUCAGAAUGCAGAUGCCCAGGCUGUGCUGAAGGCAACCAGCACUCACCUCCAGAGGAAGUUCCACUUCCACACCAUCACCAUCCAGAUUGAAAACUACUCCGAGGACAUGAAGGACUGUCAGGCAUGCCAAGGGCCCUCGGACUGACCACCUGGGCCAGCCACCAACGGAAGCAUAGCCAGGAUCUGCAAGCGGCUGAACCUGGCAGGCCCAGCCAGGACUCAUCUCACUCCACUGUGCUAUAAACCAGGUUUAUAAUACCUUUCUCUAUUCUAGGCCCAGUGCAGAGCCUGCCUACCUGACUAGUGGGAUGCUUUCUGGAUUCCCAUCUGCCCCAGCUAGUCCCAGGGUGGGAAGAAAGCCAGUGUGUACAGCCAGUGUAAGCUGCUUCUUUUCCUGUGUCUACUCCCAGCAUGGCUCUGGUCAGGUCUGAUCCUCUGCUAAUGCUGUCCUAACAAAAUGGCAAAGGCAUUGAGACACAGAGGACAGGACUGGCUGCAGCUUCCUUCCCUAUCCUGCAGUUUUUACUUGAUUCUGAUUGCCCUAAUGAACCUUUAAGAUGCACAGGUACAUAACUACCUGGCAUAAGCCAUGAGGAUCUGGAGUUAUAAGGGACUUCUACACUCAUAUGAGACACCCUGAGAUUUGAAUCUAGGGGACACCUAAGGCCUGUUUGUUAGUCCAAAUGUGACUCUUUCCUAAAAGAAGAGACUUCUUACUAGAUAAAAACUUAAAGCCGAGCAUGGCUUGAGAGGACCAAAGCCUGGGGAGGAAAAAGUUUGAGAGACCCCCAUAUCUCAACAGAAAAAGCCAGAUGUAGUGACGCACACCUGUCAUCACAGCUAUGAAGGAAAGUAUAAUUGAAAAACCCAGCCCAGGGCGAUCCUGGCAAAAAGCAAGAUCCUACUUCAAACAUAAUCAGAGCAAAAAAGGAUUGGAGGCAUAUGUAGUUUAAGUGCCUGCCUGGGAAACAGGAAGUCCUAAAUCCAAAUCCCAGGGCCAAAAAAACCCAUGAAAAACCUUCCAUAUUAUAUCUAAAUGAGCCUCCUCAGUGGAAAGUAACAGUCUACAAAGGCGGCGGGGAAGCCACUUUUUCUUGAUCGCGUUCAAGGGGAUUACAGAGCCCGAAAUCAGCCAGCUAUGCUGUUGCCAGCAUAGCAUGACCUAGCCAAUGUAGAGAUGAGGGCAUGGCCCAGGGGAGACGCUGGCUUCCUGGCCUUUACAUACAUGGAAAGAGUCCUGACUUGGGGUCUGCAUUGUGUUUACAAGUUGCUAUCCGGGAGGCCCUGUCCUCAGUCUCAGAGGCAGCUAGCCCAGUUUUAAUGGAAGCCACGAGCCUAGAGUGUCCCUGCUAGUAUAAACAAGUGUCCUUUGGCCAGUUGGUCUUUCUGUGCCUCUUAUUCUCGUCUGGAGACCAAGAAUGUAACACCUACCUCACGGGGUUGUUGUGAGGACAGAGCCAAAGUCUGCCAAGCACCUGGUGGUUGUUGGAGAGUGGUUCCUUUGAUCAUCGUCCUGGAAAGAGGGUGCUCUGUGUCCUGAGGCUGCCUGGGAAGGGCCCCCAUCUCAGCCUUCCAGUCUAGCUUGACGCUCUUCUGGGAUCUGAUGGCAAGAGGAGGGGCUGGUUGGUUGCCCCUCCCACUUUUAA
Messenger RNA from Dipodomys ordii (Ord's kangaroo rat), 2738 nucleotides. RefSeq names its product solute carrier family 30 (zinc transporter), member 2 (gene Slc30a2). NCBI's taxonomy places the organism in Eukaryota, Metazoa, Chordata, Mammalia, Rodentia, Heteromyidae. The record is from RefSeq and is a predicted model, not a curated record. Gene Ontology annotation, cellular component: plasma membrane. Gene Ontology annotation, biological process: response to zinc ion; zinc ion transmembrane transport. The transcript has 8 exons. Gene Ontology annotation, molecular function: zinc ion transmembrane transporter activity. The coding region runs from base 116 to 1237 and encodes 373 amino acids.